This is a messenger RNA of Fimicolochytrium jonesii, 1568 nucleotides long. Its product is annotated as PAP2 superfamily-domain-containing protein. Gene Ontology annotation, molecular function: sphingosine-1-phosphate phosphatase activity. The transcript is spliced from 2 exons. NCBI's taxonomy places the organism in Eukaryota, Fungi, Chytridiomycota, Chytridiomycetes, Spizellomycetales, Powellomycetaceae. The coding region runs from base 145 to 1365 and encodes 406 amino acids. The record is from RefSeq and is a predicted model, not a curated record.
CUUUGAGGUUUUCCGGAACUCGUUGCUCUUCUGGACUGAAACACACAAGAAGUAGAAGGCGGGGACAGCUAGUGCGACCCAGCUCACGACCAGCUCGGGCAUACUACUCGUCUAUCGCUCGCUCCAGGCUAUUCGCCUCGGAAAAUGCACGGCACAUCCGAGUCGCUGAGCGGCGGUGGUGGAGCCGCACCAUUAGGGGCGAGGAAACGAAACCAAACGACAACAGCCGAUGGCCCUCCGUCCGAGUCCCUCGCCAAGAAGGCGGUGCACGCAGUGGAGGCGACGUAUCUAUCGUUUCAACGCCCGCUUCUUUCUCUUGUCCAGCAAAGUCUCCACCCACAUUUCGAGUUGCCCGCCCACGUAGUGCAUUUCGCAAUUCGGCAGGAGUUCAUUGCUCUCGCGGGACCGUCGGUUGUCUGGCUAUACUCUUACAGCGCAGGCGCUGAGAUCAGUAUAUUGCUCGUUACCACAGAAACGAUUAACGGAGUGCUCAAGUGGGCUUUCCGCCAACCACGACCAGGAUGGCUACGCGGCACGAACAUGCUAAAGAUGAGAUCGCCAACAUGGGAGGCCGACUACUCCACGCCCUCCAGCCACGCGCAGCUCGCAGCGACGGUCGCAACAUGGGUCGUGUUGUUCACCAACUUCUCUGUAAUACCGAGUAUACUCGCCAUUUUGUUUGCGGUACUGGUCGGAGUCGCUCGCGUCUAUUCAUGCGUGCACUGGCCGUCGGAUGUGGUGUUCGGAUGGGCAUGCGGGGUUCUAUGGACGGCGUUCGUGCUUCCCAUUUUGCGGUCCUCGAUGACCCCCUCGCACGAGGCCGGCUUUGCGACCGUCCUCGUCGCGGUGUUGAGCGCGCUACUCUAUCUAGUUCGCACCGCCGCGAAAGAAGAGGAAGCACACGUCCGCGCAGAAUGGAAGGCGGCAGCUCUCGCAGGCUACGAUGUCGACAAGCAUAGUAAAGCGGAGGUGCUCAAGGCCGUGCAGAAGUGGGGAAGAGGCCCGCGGUUGUUCUACACCUACGCAGGCCCGCUGAGCGCUACCUACGGGUCGUUGAUAGGACGAGCGAUCCUACACUUCUAUUUCGAGAUCCGUCGCCACGAUGACGAUGUCUCUGCUUCCGCUUCUGAUGCUGCCAGCUUUGCGGAUUUCGUAACACGGCAACACUCGGUCCCGGUUCGACUGCUUGUGGGCAUUGCGGGUCUUGUGCCGUGCCUGGCGUUCGCGCAUGGGUUGCCGGUGCUUUUGCGCGCACAGCCUAAGGGUCUCCUGGACGGCGCGUGUGUGUUUGCUGGGUUUGCUGCCGUCGGCAUCUGGGUGUUGGCGGGAUGUCAGAUCGUGUUUGACCGCGGGAUGACAUGGUGAGAACACAAGCACUCAAGCAAGUCGUUACUGCGACCCCUUGAGCGGGGUAUCUUCUCCACUCAGCCGACCAGGAAGCAUGCAUGCACAUAUUCUUAAGUGCACGUACCCACCUGCAUGCAUUCCUCCCCAUUCCUUCAGGAAUAGGAGCAAACGACAAAACCCAGGAGAGGGGGAAAUACGGCGUCUAAGCCUAGACAACAGCC